Aspergillus ibericus CBS 121593 is the source of this 2273-nucleotide messenger RNA. RefSeq names its product GIY-YIG nuclease family protein. The transcript has a single exon. The record is from RefSeq and is a predicted model, not a curated record. Bases 370 to 1938 code for a protein of 522 amino acids. NCBI's taxonomy places the organism in Eukaryota, Fungi, Ascomycota, Eurotiomycetes, Eurotiales, Aspergillaceae.
CAGAGAUAAGCCCCGCUUAAGCGCCCAUGAUCUAAAAAUAGCAAUUAACAGGCUCCGCGCUAAUGCCACCAACGUCUCAACUACUGCAUAGCGUCGCCAUUAAUGCAUGCUCAAGGCCACACGCACCGUUCGUGCAACACCGGACGAGGGAAGUGGCUAGCCUUGUGGUCCUAAUGGUGCAGGUGAGAAAUAGGCCGAAGCACAGCCGCAUGAGAACACCACUUUCGUACUCCGCAUACCUCAUGAGGGAGCCUGAUAUUCGAAAUUAGCCUACUGAUCCCUGUCGUAGCUGUCUAUAUCAAAUCCACCAAGCCCCGCUUGAAAUGGCCAUGUUGAAGUUGUCUAAAGUUCGCGCCCCGAUACAAAUCUAUGGCUUCUCAAAUGUUCACACCCUUACCAUCUCGAACCAGUUCACCGUCUCCGUGCACAUCAUUGGACGAUGGUGGGCAUGAUGUCGACUCGCUUUCGCCUAACGAUGUGGCCGAUCCGAGAGAUGCGAAGGCCUCUCCUAGGCCUAUCGCAAGGCGCGAAUUCAGACCGAUAACAAGGGCACCCUCGUCUCCGCAACCUGGGAAUAGACUCACUAAUUCGUCGGGUGACAUGACAGUACAACGCUACUUGAGAAAUGCUGCCAAUGGAGAUCAAAAUGUCGUUUGUUUGGAACGAAUACUGUCUGCCACUCCGCCCCCAUCACUGCCACCCUGCGAAGUUGCAGACUCUAACAUUGGGCCUGCUCGCGAAACUCUACCAGCAUCCCUUCCUGAGGAUACCGCUCUAAAGCAGGAUUUUGACCUUAAGAAAGACGAUGCACCUUUUACGACUGAGGAUAUUAUCCUUGGAAUUCGCAACAUAAUGACGAGAGAAUACAAAGAGGAGAACAUGGGAUGCGCAUACGUCUAUCGUGACCGUAAGGAUGGGAGUCAAUAUUUCAAAAUCGGCUCUACGGAUCGGAUACAAGUACGCGAAAAAGAACUUCAGAACCAAUGCAAGCAUAUCGGCUGGGAGCUGAUUCCGGAGCCAAAGAUGCCGAUCUGGCAGUAUAAACGACUAGAAAGGCUUGCUCACAGUGAGCUCAAAAACUUGAGACAUGACCCCAAUUGUGCCUGCAGUACCAAACAUCGAGAAUACUUUCGUGGCUCCAAUGCAACUGCCUCUGAGGUUCUGGAGCGCUGGUCGCGCUGGUUCGUUAACUACGAGCCGUAUGACAAGAAGAAUAGGUUGAAACCUUUCUGGGUGGAACGACUGGAGACGUUCACCACGAAUAGAAAUGCGCUCACAUAUUUCAACUGCCAUGGGAACAGGUGUUCGCGUCAAGAGUCCAAGCCUUUUGCUUGUCAAGCGUGCCUGCGCGCAGGAUGGAAACGGUGGACACAGCCAACGAUUCUCGAGAAAGCUGGGUACUCCUGCCAAACUUAUAUGAGGACUCUAGGACAGCGCUCACUAGUGCCUACAUGCCUCCUGGGCAUUAUAGGCGGCAGACUGUUUGUGCCGGUGCUCCUUGUUCUUUUGCAGGGACAUGGCGUCUCUUUCAAGACCAUUCUCGACUUUACGAUAUGCAUAUGCUUGCUUUUCUGCUAUCAUUCCCAUCGCGGGAGCUUGGAGAGUCUCCAGGGUCCAUCGAGCCUGAGCAAAAAGGCCCCAUCGACACCAAGGCAACUGCCUAUGACACGUACGAACUCGAGCAGCGACAGCCACUAUUCUGGUCGUGGGAAGAAGAGAAAGCUGUCCAAACAAUCUCCGGAAGAUGACACCAAAGGUUCCAAAAGCCCCAGUGACUCAAAUAAGGGACGCAGCAUCACCCCACAGCUUCGUCUGGACCUAAGCAUCCUUGGCCAGCAAACUCUGCCCAACCCUUUCAUGAUACCUCAAGGGGCGGGCUCGAGACUCACUGUGGAUCAGAAACAGAAGACCAGAAGACGAAAAAGCGACAUUCACUGAAAGGCUCGUCCUCGGUUUUGGAUCUUGUAGAAGUGCCAAGCAACAUACCACAUGGAGAUGAUUUCAAUAAGAUCAGGUAUUACAAUGCGGGUAGCCAACAUGCGUUGCAGAUAUGAAUGUGUGGGCACUGAGGGCAUGCGCUCAUGCUAGUAACUUGUAUGGUAGUUGGAGACAGGACAUUCAUUGGACGACGGGUACGCCUAGAUGCACGAGGCCAUCACCCAUGGGGUAUCAGGAUUGCCAUCGGGUCAGUCGGCAAGGUGAUCAUCAACAAGGUUUCCUGUCGCUCAAAUUGAGUUUCGUGAUCUCAGAUCCUUUUCUCAAGCCUGGGCUGA